AUGAGCGGCGCCGACGACUCAGCGAGACCCGAAGCCCAGCCGAAAGACGGGCGCGAUGGCGGGAACCAAGGCAAGGCCAACACGACGGAGACCAGGGGCGCGGAGGCGGAGGAACCUGCGAAGAACGGUCCUUGCGGGCGAUAUCCCACUAUAGAAGCACUCGUAGACUACACCAAAACAGUUGCCUGGGUUGAAACAGAGGAGGUCAUGUCAGCUUUGGAGGAACAGGGAGUUGACCUAAUGUCCUUCGUCACAUCUAUGACCAUGCAACGUCAUUUAUACGCCUGCACAAGAACUCGAAAUCCCUCCAGCUCAAGAGAGGGAUUUGCUGAUGACAUCAUCAUCUUUUUCUCCACCAAAGAAGAACUUCAACAAAUCCUCGUCGUGCUAAAUGAAGCAAGCAAGUCAGUUGGCCUUCGCAUGAACUUCUGUAAGACCAAAGUCAUGUGCAAUAAAUACACUGAACAUGCAGACGUUAUCCCUGAAAAUGAAAACCUGCAAAUCGAGGAAGUGGAACACUAUAUUUUUUCUAAGCGCGACCACAGCAGGUGCGACGCCCUUGUCAUAGUGUUCAUGAGCCAUGGCGAGCUAGACGAUAGUGACAAUGUGGAAUACUUGUGUGCCAAAGACGGCAGGAUUGCUACCAAGGAACUAUGGAAAAACUUCACGGCUGAAAAUUGCACAGGUCUAGCCGGCAAGCCUAAGCUGUACUUCAUUCAGGCAUGCAGGGGCGACCGUGAGGAUAAGGGCGUGAACAUGUCUCGGCGUGGCAUGGCGGUUCAGACGGACAGCAUUGACAGCACUGAGGAGUACGUGAUCCCCAUCCAUGCUGACCAGCUUGUUAUGUGGGCGUCCUACCCAGGCUUUCCAGCUUUCAAGAGUACGCGCAAGGGAAUCCAAAGGAGUGUCUUCAUCCACUACCUGGCUGAGAACCUCAAGAAUUAUGCCAACACUUCUCCACGACCAAGUCUAUCUUCCAUUCUGCUCAAAGUCAGCAGGGAAGUGGCAGUCCUCUACGAAAGCAAUACUCAUGACAGAUAUAACGAAAAUAAACAAGUUCCUUACAUCCACUCGACGCUACUCCGUGAGAUUUACGUCUAAGUGUAUGCCUUCUUGACAGCGUGAGACAUUCGGCAUUACUCCCUCUGUGUUUUCCUCAUCCUUUCAGUGAUUUUAAAGGAUCGAUAAUCUCUGCUUCUUUGGUUUCUGAUUGUUCGGUGCUUGUUAAAUGUGAUGAGUUGUUCUAAUAUUUGAAAGAAAUUGUUGUCGUCAAGGUUCUUGCCAGUACUAUUAUUAGUUACUAGAUAAAUGAGACUUGAUCUAUAUUUUUUUUUCUCGUGAUCAAAAACAGCAUUUUCCUCAAUUUACUAAAUUUUCGCUUCUAUUACAAGGUUGUUGAUAGUACAAAUUCAGACUACUGAAGAGCAUCAGAUCAGCUCAAAGCGUACCAAAAGUUAUGAAAAUCAAAUCAUUUACUUGAGGCGCUUCAUUUGCUAAUGUCGAUGACCAUUUCUUGUCCAAUUU
Penaeus indicus is the source of this 1524-nucleotide messenger RNA. RefSeq names its product caspase-8-like. The record is from RefSeq and is a predicted model, not a curated record. The transcript is spliced from 6 exons. Gene Ontology annotation, molecular function: cysteine-type endopeptidase activity. The coding region runs from base 1 to 1101 and encodes 366 amino acids. Gene Ontology annotation, biological process: proteolysis. Lineage: Eukaryota; Metazoa; Arthropoda; Malacostraca; Decapoda; Penaeidae.